AUGAUCAAAUUAAUAUCUCAAAAAAUGGAGAAUCAAAAAAAGAUCAGUAAUUUGUUUUUUGUUAUGUUAUUAAUUCUAAGUGUUAGUAGUAUUGCCUUUGGUCAAUUGAAAACAGACUUUUACAAAAAUACAUGCCCAAAUGUUGAGUCAUUAGUUCGUUCUGCUGUUAGACUGAAAUUUCAACAGACUUUUGUUACGGCUCCAGCGACUCUCCGACUCUUUUUUCAUGAUUGCUUUGUUCGGGGUUGUGAUGCAUCGAUGCUAUUGUCAUCACCAAAUGGAAAAGCAGAGAAGGACCAUCCAGAUAAUCUUUCAUUAGCUGGUGAUGGAUUUGAUACUGUUGUCAAAGCCAAAGCAGCUGUGGAUAGUGACUCUAAAUGUCGUAACAAAGUAUCUUGUGCUGAUAUUUUAGCUUUGGCUACUAGAGAAGUUGUUGCUAUGACUGGAGGCCCAUUUUAUCCGGUGGAGUUGGGCCGUCGUGAUGGGAAAGUUUCAACCUUAACCUCAGUCCAACAUCAACUUCCAGGGGAAGGAUUCAACCUAGACCAGCUCAAUACCAUGUUUGCUAGACGUGGCCUUAGCCAAACUGAUAUGAUCGCAUUAUCAGGUGCACAUACUCUUGGUUUCUCUCAUUGCAACCGUGUUUCCAAGAGGCUUUACAAUUUCAGCCCAAAGAGCAGUGUUGACCCGACCCUAAACAAAGCAUACGUGGCACAAUUGAAGCAAAUGUGUCCAUUACGGGUCGACCCAAGAAUUGCUAUUAACAUGGAUCCAACAACACCCAAUACUUUUGAUAAUGCUUAUUAUAAAAACCUUCAACAAGGAAAAGGUCUAUUUGUGUCUGAUCAAAUACUUUUCACUGACUCAAGAUCAAGAAAUACUGUCAACUUAUUUGCUUCUAAUAAUGAUGCAUUUAAACAAGCAUUUGCAACAGCAAUGACUAAGUUGGGUCGGGUCGGAGUUUUGACCGGAAAUCAGGGUGAGAUCCGAUUCGAUUGCACGAGACCAAAUUAGUAAUUACUUUAUUUGAGUUUAUUUACUAAUAAUAAAGUAAUAGUACGAUUUACCUAUUUUUUUUGUAAUCAUUUUUAUGACUUAUUGGGAUGUGUAACCAAUAGCUAGUUCGAUGAAAUUCCUCGACAAUUAGCUCUUUUGAUCUUGGUUACGCUAUAUCAAAAUUCAUCAAUAAAAUUGUUUUUCUAUUUAUCUUU
This is a messenger RNA of Solanum lycopersicum (tomato), 1211 nucleotides long. RefSeq names its product peroxidase 16. Gene Ontology annotation, biological process: hydrogen peroxide catabolic process; response to oxidative stress. Gene Ontology annotation, molecular function: peroxidase activity; heme binding. Lineage: Eukaryota; Viridiplantae; Streptophyta; Magnoliopsida; Solanales; Solanaceae. The record is from RefSeq and is a predicted model, not a curated record.